Messenger RNA from Sphenostylis stenocarpa, 816 nucleotides. NCBI's taxonomy places the organism in Eukaryota, Viridiplantae, Streptophyta, Magnoliopsida, Fabales, Fabaceae. The record is from the annotation of a GenBank genome assembly.
AUGAUAGAUAUGGCGUUGAAGAGCACAUUCUACAUAUCUCAUGGAUCACCCACUUUGUCCAUUGAUGAAUCCAUUGAAGCUAGGAAGUUCCUUCAGUCAUGGAAGAAGGAUGUGUUUCCUCACAGACCCUCUUCAAUUCUCAUCAUCUCUGGUCAUUGGGACACCGCAGUUCCUACUGUUAACGUAGUUGAUUCCGUCAACGAUACCAUCUAUGAUUUCUAUGGAUUCCCCAAACAAAUGUACCAGCUUAAAUACCCUGCACCUGGAGCACCACAGUUGGCAAGAAGGGUGAAGGAACUACUCAAGAAAUCUGGUUUCAACCAGGUAGAUGAAGAUACAGAACGAGGACUUGACCAUGGUGCUUGGGUUCCUCUCUUUUUGAUGUACCCAGAAGCUGAUAUCCCAGUUUGUCAGCUAUCUAUUCAAUCAAACAAAGAUGGAACUUAUCAUCAUAACUUGGGAAAGGCAUUGGCCCCUCUUAAAGAUGAAGGUGUAUUGAUCAUAGGUUCUGGAAGUGCUACUCACAACUUGAGAAAACUUGAUCUUGGUUCUAACCCCACUGUUGCUCCUUGGGCUCUAGAAUUUGAUAACUGGUUGAAAGAAGCUCUUCUUGAAGGAAGAUAUGAAGAUGUAAAUGAUUAUGAAGAGAAAGCACCACAUGCAAAAAUGGCUCAUCCUUGGCCAGAUCACUUUUAUCCAUUACAUGUUGCUAUUGGUGCUUCUGGUGACGAUGCAAAGGCCAAACUUAUUCACAGCAGUAUUGGCAUGGGCACGCUCUCUUAUGCCUCUUACCAGUUUACCUCAGCUGCUACUUGA